This is a messenger RNA of Pseudogymnoascus verrucosus, 213 nucleotides long. RefSeq lists its product as uncharacterized. The transcript has 2 exons. The record is from RefSeq and is a predicted model, not a curated record. Lineage: Eukaryota; Fungi; Ascomycota; Leotiomycetes; Thelebolales; Thelebolaceae. The coding region runs from base 1 to 213 and encodes 70 amino acids.
AUGUGCUUAACCAAGCUUACUGCGUCGGCCCCCUCGAUUAGCCCAGGGGGCCCGACGAGGACUCCAACGAGGGAAGAUGGCCCGGAAGAAGAAACAUCCGAUGAAGAUGGAGUGCGGUUUAUAUCAGAAUUGGGGAGUCUCGCUCUGCCGCCAUACCCAGGCACAGAAAGCCACAAGAAGCGCAUUAUUGGGUGCUCGAUCACCUACGUCUAA